Molecule: messenger RNA, 1711 nt
Organism: Aureobasidium pullulans EXF-150
Lineage: Eukaryota; Fungi; Ascomycota; Dothideomycetes; Dothideales; Saccotheciaceae
Exons: 1
Coding region: 215-1348 (377 amino acids)
Source: RefSeq, a predicted model, not a curated record
UUUCCCUGACGGCCACCCCAUCGCAUCACCAACCUCUGACGUUGUCGUUCGGUGCUUCUCUACGUGUUUGGCCGUUGUGAAAAGGUAAAACGACCUGUUCCUCGGACCCUUGAUAUAUCCUCACAUUACGCGCAACCUACCACUUUCCAAUCUGAAUCAAAGCAUCAUCAGCUUUUACCUGCAAGAAAUUAUAUCUAUGGCUGUGGUAGCGACAAUGGCUCAAAGCAGCACUUCUCAGCCCAAUCUCUGGAAACCGCGGUAUGCGGCUCGCCAACAUCAGGAAAAACCACAGCAAGCCCAGCAACUUGGUCGAUCGAGAUCGUUAAGAGAGCCAUUUGAUGCUGCAGAGCUUACACGCAAACUGGAAAAUUACCGUCAAGAACUUAAGUUGGAGAAGGCAAGACGAGAGUUGAAGCAAAAGAAGGCAGAUAUGGCAACAGCAGCUCCAGUUCAAUCGGCGGCAGCACAGCAAGAGGUCAACAAACCAGCAUCUGAGACACAAUCAAAUUCUGGAGUGCAGCGUUCAAAGACAGUUCAUGUCCCAAAUCACGUCAUGGCCAGCGAACAGCCAGAACGCAGAAGGUCCAUCAUUCAUCGCAAGCCUAAGCACGAAAUCAAAGAAGAAUCUCCAGUCGAACCCGCUCAACCUUAUGUACCUCGUGUAGCCGCCAAACAAUUCGCAAACACCACGACUCCCCUGAAGGAAAAGAAGGAAGGACAAUCAUCAACCAAAACAUCACACAACCACCAGCCAGAGCCAAAGCCCAAGGAGGUCAAGGUGAAAGACACAUCCAACAAGCACAUCCUCGACUGGAGCGAGCCUGCUCUGAACACCAAGCCCGCAUCACCACCCCUCCCAACAUCUGAAUUUCCCGACGCAGAAAAAACACAAGCACGCAUGCACGCACUCCACGCCUUCCGCGACGCCAGCAAAUCCCGACCUAGACCCUUGAGCACCGCACUAGAAAACAUGCGCUGGGACCCCAACGAUUCAAACUCAUACGUCCCACACCCAAUCUCAAAGCCUGUGGCAGAGGAACCUACAGCAGCACCGACCUCGUAUAUCCACCCGGCCAACAGACCAGCACUCAAACUCGCAGAUCGUCAUGAUUGGAGUCAAGGCAGUCAAUGCGGCGACAGUGCGAGACAAUCGCUUCAUCUCUUCCGCAAAAAGGAUUCUGUGGGUGAAGAGGCUGAGAUUGCUGGUCUCAAGUCUGGUAUGCAGAGGCCUUCCAAACCGAGACAGAAGAGUCAUGGUGAUGCUUCGGAUCGUCUUGUCAACGAUGCUGUCAAGAUCAUCAGAGAUGAACGCAGGAGGAGUAUUCUGAAUGUGUUCAGAAGACAUUGACAAUGUCAUGAUUCGACUAUUACGAUAUUCUUAUGUUUGAUUUGGUGACUUUCGUUUUGUCGAUUUUCGGUUGCUCCCUUUUUUAUCUUUCAUCAUGUUUGAGACCAACAGACUCAUAACUUUAUACUUUCUUCUCCUUCUUCUUAUCCGUGGACCUCGGGCCAUUUUCUUGCUUUCUUUUUAUCUCCUGCAUCAUCCCUGUUUAUCUCUCAAAGCAUUUCGGUCUUGCGUGUCUCUCUGGAUCGAGUUUGCUUGUCCCCUUCUCAAAAGCCGUUGUUCUCUUCAUCGCGCACAGGCCUACGGGUAUCUCUCACAUCUUUGUCCAUAAUGUAUAUAUCUCUACAUUUGAAUCUCCUUUUCCUC